Molecule: messenger RNA, 1681 nt
Organism: Paramecium sonneborni
Lineage: Eukaryota; Ciliophora; Oligohymenophorea; Peniculida; Parameciidae
Source: the annotation of a GenBank genome assembly
AAAAAAUAAUGAUGAAAUAAGACUUAGAGAAGAAUAUUUGGGAAUGGGUUCCUUGUCACUAUGAUGUAAAGAGAAUAGUAAAGGAUACUCAAACUUCUUGGAAUUUGAGUCCAUAAAUAUCAUUAAAGAUUCCAGCAGAGAAUGGGACAAUAGAUCCAGUUAUAAACAUCAAGAUUGAUUAAAGCAGACCUUUCAUAUACUCAGAUAAUUUAGGAUGGAAUUGGCAUAAGAGUUGGAACCUUCCAGAUAUUGGUUUGGAAAUGGAAGUAUUAUUUAUUUAUAGUAACUUUAAAUAGAUUACAGACCCGUUGACAAAUGAACGUCUUGCCCCUCCUAAUAAUAUUUAUGUACCAAUUUCUAUUAUAGAAAGUGUAAAUUGUAAAUAGUAAAGCCGAUCAUAACUCCAAUGAAGACUCAUCAUCUUUUGGAAGUAGGUGCCAAAGGAAACCUUAAAGUUGAUAUGGAGAAUGGGAAAUGUAUAUUCUCUGGACUUAAAUUUAACACCACUUCUUAUAAUCAUGAUGUAUCAUAUUUCAAAAUAGUAUCAGCAUUAACGAUUCCAUAUAGUAAUUACAUUGUACUUGUGUUAGAGUAAGUUUGAGUUUCCUCAAAUCUUAGAUUCUCGUAUCUCUCCUCCUAUUUUUGUAGAUUCACGUAAAUCUGCUAGAGACAUUGUUAAAUAGAAGGUAAAAAUUUAAUUUAUUAUCAAUUAGAUCUAAAAAUUGCAAUCUUAUUUUGACCCAUUUUAACCGAACAAUUUAGAGAAAUAAUUUUUAAUUAUCAAACCAUCUAAUUCUGAAGUCAUUAAAAAUUCUAUAGAUGGUCUUAUUAAUUAUUUUACUGCUCCAAAUAUUAGACAUAAAGUAAAACAUCCUAUUUUCUUGCUACUUAAGUUUAGUGCUUGUAUAUAGUUAUAUGUAAACUCCAUCAAAAUUAAAUUUACAGAAGUAAGCUUAUUAAUAUUAUUUUAGCCUGAUAAUCUAAUUUAAACAUUAUAACAUGUUCUUUCUACUAGCAAUGCAUUGUAAGGAAUUCAAAAGAUUGAACAAAAACUCAUUCUAUUAUAUAUUGAUUGUAAAACUAAUGAAUCCAAAUCUUAAUAGAAUUUAAAAAAAAUUUAAGAAUUUCUUGAACCUCUCAAUAAUGAUUGCGUUUAAGUUAUUAUGGAUAUCAAUGAUGUGCCUAAAGGAUUUAUUCUAAUUGAAAAUUUAGUAAUUCUUCACCUACAUUAUAGGAUGAAAUGCAAUAAGCCUAUCACAGAGUUUAUAAUUCUUUAUUGAAAUACAAAAGGGAAGAUGAUUAAUAUGAUCAAGAAUAAUUAGAAGAAGAGUAUAAUGCUAAAAUUCCUGAAAAAAAAAAGAAAAAAGAACUUAAAGAACCUGAGUAAUUAGUGAAUCCAGAAAGAAUAAGAAAAAUCAUCCAUAUUUCAGGUAAUAUUCCAAAUCAAAGUCCAAAUUCGAUGCCUGAACAAGAUAGUGUAUUUUUUAUAUAUUAUUAUCUAUAGAACCAAAUCAAAAUGGAACAAUUCUCUUUACCAAAUAAUAUUUCAUCAAGACUUUAAACCUAAGAAUAAUCCUAAUAAUAUUUGCAGUAAUAAUAAUUGCAAUAAUAAUAACUAUCACAGAAUUUAGCCUUCAAUCCAAUGUCAUUAUGGUUAUAUCUAUAAAAACUUCCUUCAUGA